Morone saxatilis (striped sea-bass) is the source of this 6134-nucleotide messenger RNA. RefSeq names its product zinc finger protein 800b (gene znf800b). The record is from RefSeq and is a predicted model, not a curated record. The transcript is spliced from 12 exons. NCBI's taxonomy places the organism in Eukaryota, Metazoa, Chordata, Actinopteri, Moronidae. Bases 448 to 3249 code for a protein of 933 amino acids.
UUGUGGAGAGCUGUGGGUCCUCAAACAGGGCUGCGCGUUUUGGGGGACCAAUCGGCGCUACAACCGUGGCCUCUGGUUAAAAGGUGGAAAAUUAUACAACUUUUAUUAAUUCAAAGAGGUCAAGGCGUUCCUUUUUUUCGCAAUGUCGCCCCGAAGUGCCCGCAUUUCCAGCUGAAAUUGGACGUAGAGGGUGCACCUUUGCGCAGAGGCUGGUUUAAUGCUGAGAGGCUCCUCUGGGUGCACAAAGGCAGCGGCUCGCAGACCAACUUGUUCAGAGUGAGCCGGGGACGCUGGGAGGCGAAAUAAACAAUCUCCGGACUCGAAGUAGCCACAGCCGCGCAGUUUUACCUCUUCAAAACACACUAUCACACCACCCAUCCAACAAAUACAAGGUUACAGGUGUGUGCUGGUAGUGAACGUGUGGUGCCACAGGCCAGUCUUGGCAGCAUGGUGAAGGCCCAGAAGUCCACUGGGAGGAAGAGCUCUCACUGUCACCGCAGACAGAGCGGUGGUCAGGCGGCGAUGGAGGAAGGCCAGCUCCAGUCAGACACCCAGCCUCCACCACAGGAAGCAACCCCAGAAGGAGACCAGCCUUGUGAUCAAGCCCAACUCCAGACCCUCGCUUCAGCUGAGGCACCGUCGGGGAACUUGGACCCGGAGGAAUCUCCGAUAGACGUCCAAGAAAAGGACGACGCUUCUGCCCAGGCCAAGCCUCUGUGGAAGCCCAUUCCGCCUCUGCUGCCUGAAAACCAAACUGAGACCAGGGACCAGAGCUGCCAGACCGAGGAGCGGCUUCAGCAGACCGGCGCCGGCAGCCAUGGUCAUAACACAGGUUUCUGUGUGGAGCCUGGAGAUCCACCUCUGCUCCAGCAGCCUCUGCAGACCUCCAAGUCUGGGAUUCAGCAGAUAAUUGAAUGCUUCCGUUCAGGCACCAGCCAGCUGAAACACAUGCUGCUGAGGGAAGUGGACACCAUCUUCGAGUGUAAACUGUGCCGCAGUCUAUUCAGAGGUCUGCCCAACCUCAUCACACAUAAAGAGUACUACUGCCUAUCACGGCUGCCUGAACCCGACGGUUCAUCGGGUGAUGACAGACAGAGCGUAGCCAUGAAGGAUUUAUUGGACGCCAUAUAUCCCAGAGUCGACCGGCCAGACUACGUUGUACGACUGGAGCCCAUUCAGACCACUACCAAGGCCGUGUUCCAGUACCUCACCACAGAGGAGGAGCUGGCGAGAUAUCCAUCGCACACACCCAGUGCCAGAGAGAGUCCGGUAGCAUGGGAAGGAGAACCAAUGGAGGGUGUGGACAACAACCAGCCGAGCCAGACGGGAGGGCCAGAGAGCCACAACAGCCCGGGACACAAUCAAGGACAGAGGAGAUGGGAGGCUGAGGAGGAGACUAAAGAGGAGCAGCCACAGCUUGAAGACGAGGGGUCCACUAGUGGGGUCGAGGAUGUUACAAUCUCCUGUUGUCUGUGCGGUCAGGACUUUAACUCUCGCCGCAGCAUCAGACGUCACUGCCGAAAAAUGCACCAGACCAAACUGGAAGAGCUCCGAAAGUUCACAGAGACGCGUACAGUUCCCACAAGCCUGCUCUCUAUGGUGAAAGGACGGCCAAGGACUCUCAGCACACCUACUGGAAAAUCCUGCCCAGUGUGCCUCAAAAGCUUCGCUACUAAAGCCAACGUACGCCGUCAUUUCGACGAGGUGCAUCGCGGUCUACGGAGGGACACCAUCACGCCCAGCAUCGCCUCGCGGCCCGGCCAGCCCUUCUCUCUGGAGGUCACACCCCCCAGGAAGAGCAACAAUUCCUCUCCAACACGUGGCCACAGCUCCAAGUCGACCCCCGUGAACUCUAAAACAACGCCUUCAAACCAAAACCAGCCUAAACCUCAGAGUCCGCUCCCAGCCUCUCCGCAGGCGAACCCGGCCUCGUGUCGCUGCACGCUCUGCAAGAGGAACUACAGCUCUCAGCUCAUGUUGAAGAGACACAUGCGUAUUGUCCACAAAAUAUAUAGCAUCAAAAGUAACAGGCCUGCCACCACGCCCACCUCCUCGACUCCAGCAGCCACUCCUAACAGCAGCAGCGCUACUGUAGUCCAAAGCAACAAUAUCCGCGUGAAAGAGGAAGCAGUUGAACCUUCAGAUGAAGACGAGGAAGAGGACAUCGACAGUAGCCCGGCCCCGUCUCCUAGUGACAGCACCGGGACAACAACUAAAGCUAUUCCGGUGCCACAAAACACCAUGAAGGUGAAGGAAGAGGAGGCCCCGUCGAGCCCAAAGAUGACAUCGUCCUUACCAUCAUCGGCUUCACGUGGGGGCAACACGUGCGGCGGGGGCGUGCCCGCCAAAAUGACCAAACUGUCAGUGGGUUUUGACUUCAAGCAGCUCUUCUGCAAACUGUGCAAGCGACAGUUCAGCUCACGUCAGAACUUAACAAAGCACAUCGAGCUCCACACAGAUGGCAACGACAUCUUCAUUAAGUUCUACCGCUGCCCCCUCUGUCGCUACGAGUCUCGUCGCAAACGUGACGUCCUGCGUCAUGUCACCGUGGUCCACAAGAAGUCCUCCGCAUACCUCGCCAAGAUCAUGCCCAAACUGGAGAGCCGGGCGGUGAAGAGGCUAGCUGAGGUCGUCCUCAACAGCACAAACCCCACCAAGAGGACAGGCAGCAACAUCAAAGAGGAGGUGAACGGACGCCACGCUUCUUCGCCGUCCUCCUCCUCCCCUUCACCUCCUGUCACUCGCAAGCAAGAGUGUUCCACAGCUCCCCCGAGCACCACAUCAGCCUCCUCCUCCUCCUCCUCCUCCUCUAGCUCUGCCCCGCCCCCUGCCCCCAUUACUCGGAAGCAGCAGGAUGUCUCAACGCCGGCGCUCGCUCCUUCCCCUCCCGUCACCCGUAAGCAGGAGAGACAGCAGACCCACCAGCAUCGCUCCAUCAGCCCCCCACUGACCCGCCGCAGUGAAAAACACACACACCAACGCAACUCCUCCUCCACCACCUCGCCCAGCAACCAAACCCCACACACCCGACGGCACGACGCCCAGUCAGAGAGCAGCGCUACGGGGUCGACCUCCACUGAGGUCAGGGUGACCAAGAAUUUCUCCCUCCACGCCUGCGACCAGUGUGGACGGGCCUUUGCCAAGAAGCUGUACCUGGAGUCUCAUAAGCGAAGUCAUCGUAACGCAGCAACGGCAGCGGCCAACAGGAGGAAAGGAGUCAGCACCCGCUCCAAAUCCCUGGCCUGGUGAAACCCACACUUCCGCCGGGGAUAAUGGACGAGUGAACCGCUAACAACGAAGAAACGAAUCAAAACUUUCAACUGGGAAAAAUAAUGGACGGAUGGAAGGAGCACAGAGCAGAGAUGAAGGAACAAACAAAAGGAACAACGGAAAACGAUAGAGGAGUGAAGUACAGAGGAUUUCCACCUUUUGCUUUAGAACCAAAUAUAUUGUUGGAAUCUUUUUGUUGUUGCUGCAUAGUUUCAUUAUGAAGCCAGCCAGCUUGCUGGACGGUGGCGCUGCUAUCGAUGGAGAGACCGUAGUGAAGAGAUUCACUACACCUGUAUAUAUCUGUAUUUACUUACAACAGUAUCUAAAUAUAGAUCCAUAUGCAGCUGACUGAUUCCUACUGCUUUGCUCUCGGUAAACUGCCUUUAGCAAAAGGAUGAAGGUCCACUGUGACAGUGUGUGUGUGUGUGUGUGUGUGUGUGUGUGUGUGAGAGAGAGUGUGAAAGAGGUAGGGAAUCAGAACUGGAUCGUGGCCUCCACAGAAAAUAGACUGGAAACAAAAGCUGAUUUUUCUUUUUUCUCUCUUUUGUUCUCACUUGCCUAAACCCCGCAGUCCCACACAGAUACAGAAAACCUAUUUGAGUCCUUAAAAAUCAGUUUUCCUUUUCUCUGUACCUUUUUAUAAUGUAUACUUGAUUUAUUCAAGACUAUUUGCUCGACAUUACGACAGAUCAACAGAAAAUACAGUUUUUCCCCCUUUCCCUGACGACAGGAGCACUGCUGUGUCCUGCUAUCUGACAGAGAUACGCCGUACCCAAAGUGUUUCCCCCUGUAAGUCUUCUGCUCACCUAAGACUUGAAAAUGAUAUUAUUUCCAUGUAAAUGUUGUUACUGAGAAGCAAACAGAUGACAGAUCAGAAUUCCAGCUGUAAUAUUCUUCAUGAAAGCAGCCCAUAGUCGGAUUUGGUAACGUGUGGUAACAGCAGCUCGAGUCUUGUUUUAGAAGAUGAAAUGCUCAUUAAUUACAUGUAUGGUCAAAGUAAGGGAAACUAAACGUUUUGCAGUUUUUCUUUAAAAUUGUGUGUGCGCUUAUUUUUUUAAAACCUCCUCUUAUAAAUGUAUAGUUAUUUUCUGCCUUUUGUUGUUGAACUACAUGUGAGAAACUUUUGUGAAGGGUUUCCGUUACUUUGACCGUACCCUAUUUUACCUCCAUAUAUUAGUCACUUUAUUAGUCCCAAUAAUGGUUCUCUUCUAACUGGGUUACGUGAAGCAUGGGUUCAAUAAGACAUCAGUUUGUGACACAAGACUUAAGGAGGGAGUUUUGUUUUCAGCUCAACAAAGAAACGCACAGAUAAAAACACAGAAACAUACAGACCCGAGGGAGUAAGGUUCUGAAACGAGGCAACCAUUUAGGUUCAGAUGUCACAACAGUGCCCUUAAGUGGCACUAAUUAUGACGAUAUGAAACAAUACAAGGUGAUACAAUGAUCAUUUAAGAAUUUAUGCUUAAUAGAUAUUAAAUCACAUUGGAAUCAAUUUUCUUCCAAAUAUGGAUUAUUUCUGAAUUUAACAGCUGGGACUGUUAAUGCUAAGGUGUGCUACCACGGGCAAAACUAUUAAAUUAACACCAACCAUCACCCCCUACAUGGUAAAUCACUGUUAAUGUGUGAGAAUCCAAUCAACAGUGAGCAGGAAAAAUAGUUCUUCAUCGACUAAUAACACGUUUUACUGUCAACUAAUGUGUGUUUGAAUGCACAGCCAUACUGCUUAACAUAUUAGAAACCAUUAACUGGAAGACUUUUUCUAUAUGUUCUGACACUAAGAAAAAAAAAAAUCACAGUGUUACUCCACUGCAACAUCCCAUUUAUUGCUUUAACCCUUUUGGCCACAUUAGAAUCAGUCCUCAAACCCAGAGUGGGUGAGUAGACAUUUCUCAGCUAUAGUGCCUAAGCAGCAGGUGUAACAGGUUUGAAUUGACAACCAGCUGUUUGGGAAUCUACCGUUUGUGGUGCUAAUCCUGAUUAUAACGGGCCAAAAUGUGAACGCUGUAAACAUGAGAGAGACGAAAAGCAACAAGCUCUGGUAAGCUAAACAGUUCAAUUCUCCAAGUUUAAAAGUUUAUCUUAAACUUUUAGUUCCAUUAACAAACAAACAGAAAAAAAGAUGCUGGGGCUCAUUCAAAUAAACCUUGUGAACUUUUUUCUUUUCAACCUUAACUGCUGCAUCAGUUUCAUUUAAAAUGUGCUUUCAUGUACUCAGUUAAAGGGUGGGAGGGCUGCAUUUGCUUUAAUGACAGCAACGGCACCCAGAGGUAGUCUUUGAAACACUGGCACAUGAGUUGGGAGCGAAGGAUUGAGGACGACCAAAUGUAGAUAUGUCUUAAUGUUCAAACAGAAAGCCAUGAAAUGGAACAAAACGAGAAAAAAGGAAAGACCAAACUUUAUUUUUAUAACUGAAAAAUGCUACUGCAACAAGGUCUUGAAAACAUGUAUAUACGGAUUCAUCCUACACGGAUGGUAUAAAUAAUAGUUAUAAUAGUCACAAUAGUUAUUGACUUGUACCUAACUGUUGGUUGACCAUAUGCUUCAAUGUCUGACUAGUUACUACGCUGUCACUGAGGCAAGUUUGCAUUGUUCCACAAUUAGUUGUCUUUGGGUUUUUUUGCAUCUCAUUCCUUUUUAAAGGAGGUUUUUGUUGGACUGUGACAAGAAGAGAACAGGAAUCAAUCCUCAAGAGACUCUUAGACUCCUUUUUUUUUUAAUCUUGUCAUCUCUUUCAUCAUCAGUUGUAAUAUGUUAUUAAGCUCACCUUCUAGAGAAUCUGAGAAGAGUUAGUGAAGCAUUUCAGAUGUGACAAGAAUGUUAAAACCAACCACUUAAUAAAUAAAAAUGUACUGCUUCAAACCUCA